Messenger RNA from Penicillium mononematosum, 1794 nucleotides. It is a transcript of the gene mirC, whose product is annotated as siderochrome-iron transporter MirC. The transcript is spliced from 6 exons. The coding region runs from base 1 to 1794 and encodes 597 amino acids. The record is from RefSeq and is a predicted model, not a curated record. Gene Ontology annotation, biological process: siderophore transmembrane transport. Gene Ontology annotation, molecular function: siderophore-iron transmembrane transporter activity. Lineage: Eukaryota; Fungi; Ascomycota; Eurotiomycetes; Eurotiales; Aspergillaceae.
AUGCCACUUCUCGAUCCACGCUCAGGGCCGUCCUACGGCACUAUCGAACACGAAAACGCCAGAAUGGAGGACGAAAGGGAUCAACUGUUGCAGGAUGACUGCGAGGUCGAGGGCCAGUCUAGUGGGCUGUCCACACCGGAUGAAAUACAGGAGGGAGUCCAAAAGAUUGAAGCCAUCAAUCUGACUUGGACAACUAAGUCUUUAAUGAUAGCCUACGUCAGUAUAUUCCUCAUGGCAUUCUGCACGUCGCUGGAAGGUCAGACUGUGAUGUCGCUGUCUGCAUAUGCGACGAGUUCAUUCAGUAAACAUUCAUUGAUCUCGACCGUCCUCGUUGUCCAAAAUGUGGUCAAUGCUGUCAUCAAACCCCCUAUGGCUAAAAUCGCCGACGUAUUCGGUCGCUUCGAGGCUUUCUGUUUGAGCAUCCUUAUAUACGUCCUGGGAUACAUCCAAAUGGCUGCCUCUACCAACGUCCAGACCUACGCUUCUGCCCAAAUCUUCUACUCCGCCGGCUCGACGGGCUUGCAGAUCCUCCAACAAGUCUUUAUCGCCGACAGCAGUGACCUGCUCAACCGUGCCUUCCUCGCCCUCCUGCCCGAAUUCCCAUUCUUGGUUACGGUCUGGCUCGGGCCGACCAUUGCGGGGGCGGUGCUGCGCACUUCCUCAUGGCGAUGGGGUUAUGGAAUGUGGGCUAUUAUCUUGCCCGCAUCCUUCCUGCCACUCGCCCUCACGCUGCUAUUCAAUCAACGGAAAGCCCAGAGAUUGAAUUUGAUCAAAAAGCGGACCAGAAGACGGACUGACUUGGGCAGCAUCAUGCGUCGGACCUGGUACGAUCUGGACGUGGGUGGACUGGUCCUUUUGUCGGCUGCCGUCACAUUAAUUUUGGUGCCUUUGACUCUCGCGGCCAACGCAAAGAACGGGUGGAAGAAUGCCAGUAUUCUGGUCAUGAUUGCACUUGGUGUUGUUUGCCUGUGUCUGCUACCGCUCUGGGAGACUUCGCGGAAAUUGGCACCCAAGCCCCUGCUCUCUCUCCACCUCCUCAAGCAGAGGACUGCUCUUGCGGGCUGUGCAUUGGCGUUCUGGUAUUUCAUGGCCUUCUACUUUUCCGUUCAGCCCUAUCUGUAUUCCUACCUGCAGGUUGUACAAGGGUACGACGUCGCCACUGCCGGGCGCGUCACCCAGACCUUUUCUUUCACCUCAACCAUUGCUGCAUUCAGCGUAUCGCUGCUUAUCAAGUACACUCGACGAUACCGCGUCUACAUUACCAUCGGAUGUGUUGUGUACAUGAGCGGCCUAGCCCUGAUGCUCUUGUACCGAGGCGAAGGAGCCUCGCAUUUCCAAGUCCUCGGCACACAAAUCAUAGUCGGCAUCGGAGGCGGUCUAAUUAACGUGCCCGUCCAACUGGGCGUCCAAGCCUCCGCCAGCCACCAGGAAGUCGCAGCAGCCACUGCGAUGUUCCUGACUUCAAUGGAGAUGGGUGGUGCAGUGGGUGCCGCUAUCUCAGGAGCCGUUUGGUCCUCUGCCAUUCCACACAAACUUCUCCGCUACCUCCCCGAGGAAAGCAAAGGCCAAGCUGCUGAAAUCUUCGGCAAACUGACCACUGCUCUGUCAGACCAUGGACAGGCUGUUGACACUGGCUGUCAUCGCCACGCUCCCCUCAUCCCGCUGAGUCUUCUCAUGGUCAACUACAAACUUGACAAGAUGGGCUACGGUAGUCCCAAACGCCGGAGUGACCCGGCUCCAGUUGAGGCAGAGGCAGAGCCCAAUUCGGAUGAUGGACACUCCAAACGAACCUAA